This is a messenger RNA of Solanum dulcamara, 836 nucleotides long. RefSeq lists its product as uncharacterized. The transcript has 4 exons. The coding region runs from base 94 to 585 and encodes 163 amino acids. Lineage: Eukaryota; Viridiplantae; Streptophyta; Magnoliopsida; Solanales; Solanaceae. The record is from RefSeq and is a predicted model, not a curated record.
GUCCUUUUCUUGAGUCAAUUAGCUACUAGCCACAAAUUCCCUCUUCAAGAAAAAAGAAAGGAUAACAACAACUCCAAAAAAAAAAGAGAAAAAAUGGCACUACAACUUCAACAUUUAUCAUCUUCAUCAACUCCUAAAUUCACCACCUUUGCUUCUUCUUUAUUGGUACCAAAUUUCCAAAAUGUUGUGUGUGCCUCAAAAUUAAAAAAUGGAGGCAUAACAAGUGUAAAAAAUCUAAGAUUAUCAUCAUCAAGAAUUAGAAAAAGAAGGAAUAUAUUUUUGUUUAGAAUAUCAGCUUCAAUUUCACCUCUUGAUUUGACUGAAGACAACAUUAUCCAAGUCUUAGAAGAUGCAAAGGCUGAGUUGGCACAACUUUUUGAUACUUCAGUUGGGAUAACAGGGAAAGCAGAACUAGCAGAAGUGGAUGGACCUUAUGUGAAACUUAGAUUAAGUGGCAAGUUUUGGCAUAAACGUUCUACUGUUGUAGCAAGACUUGGUAAUUACUUGAAGCAAAGAAUUCCUGAAAUCUUGGAGGUGGAUAUAGAAGAUGAGAAACAAUUAGAUGAUAGCCCUGCAAACUUUUGAGAGUUGAAGAGAGGCCUUUCAGUUCGUUCAAAGACACUAAAGACGAGCUAUUACAGAUUGAAUGGUCCAAAAGCUCAUCAACCUGUCCAAGGGAUCAUGAGACGAGUGCCUCGUUUUGUAGGAUCAUACUUUUUUUGUCAUUCAAAGCCAAAAGGUACUAAUAGUUGAGAACAAGUUCCCAAACAUUAGUGGUUCUUUAUUUCUUGAUGGUAUUUUAAAAAUAAAAAAUCAAAGGAAGAUUUAUUCAGUAA